This is a messenger RNA of Cyprinodon tularosa, 3135 nucleotides long. It is a transcript of the gene mfn1b, whose product is annotated as mitofusin 1b. Gene Ontology annotation, molecular function: GTPase activity; GTP binding. Lineage: Eukaryota; Metazoa; Chordata; Actinopteri; Cyprinodontiformes; Cyprinodontidae. Gene Ontology annotation, biological process: mitochondrion localization; mitochondrial fusion. Gene Ontology annotation, cellular component: mitochondrial outer membrane. The transcript has 18 exons. The record is from RefSeq and is a predicted model, not a curated record. The coding region runs from base 170 to 2446 and encodes 758 amino acids.
UAUUUAGCUUGGCGCAGCGCUGGAUGGAUACAAACAGAAGGUUAGACAGGUUGACUGCAGCGACUGAUUUCAGUGCAACGGCGAGACUUUUUGUGGUUGUCAGCGCAGAACAUCUGGUUUUGUGUAAUGUAAAGUGGGUCUGGUCCCGUUAGGACUGUGAUUGAACACCAUGGCUGCCGCUCCUCCACUCAGGCGGACAGACUCAGCUCGAGGGGAGUUUUCCCCUCUAAAACACUUUGUUGUUGCAAAGAAGAAGAUCAGCGAUGUGUUUGAGCUGCUUCUCAACUACGUGAAAGAGACAUCAGAGUUUGUUGAAGAGAUUCAUGGGAAUGAAGCUCUGGAGACCAUCGCCACCAAAGAGCAGAAGGUGGAGAUUCAGACAUACUCUGACAAGCUUGCAGUCAUUAAGGAGGUGCUGGCACGCAGACACAUGAAGGUGGCUUUUUUUGGCAGGACCAGUAAUGGUAAAAGUACGGUGAUCAACGCCAUGCUGAGGGAUCGCGUCCUGCCCAGCGGGAUCGGUCACACCACCAACUGCUUCCUGAGUGUGGAAGGCACAGACGAAGACAAAGCCUACCUUAAAACGGAGGGCUCUGAAGAGGAGAAGAGCAUUAAAACUGUAAACCAGCUUGCCCACGCUCUUCAUAUGGAUGAAAGCCUGGAUGCUGGCUGCCUGGUUCGAGUCUUCUGGCCAAAGACCAAAUGUGCUCUGCUUCGGGAUGACCUGGUCCUCGUGGACAGCCCAGGGACGGAUGUCACAACACAACUGGACAGCUGGAUUGACAAGUUUUGCCUGGAUGCUGACGUCUUUGUGCUGGUGGCAAACUCUGAGUCGACGCUUAUGAACACGGAAAAACACUUUUUCCACAAAGUGAACGAGCGCCUCUCGAAGCCAAACAUCUUCAUCCUGAACAAUCGCUGGGACGCCUCUGCAAACGAACCAGAGUACAUGGAGGAUGUGAGGAAGCAGCACACGGAUCGCUGCGUGAACUUCCUGGUGGAGGAGUUAAAAGUUGUGGAACGCUAUCAAGCACCUGACCACAUCUUCUUUGUUUCUGCAAAAGAGGUGCUCAACUCCCGUAUGCAGCGAGCUCAGGGCAUGCCUGAGACAGGUGGCGCUCUGGCUGAAGGUUUCAAGGAGAGACUGAAGGAGUUCCAGACGUUUGAGCAAAGGUUUGAGGAGUGUAUCUCGCAGUCAGCAGUGAAAACAAAGUUUGAGCAGCACACUAUCAGGGCCAAGCAGAUCACAGAAAAAGUCAAGACCAUCAUGGACGCCAUCAACAUUGAAGCGGCGGAGAAGCGAGUGACAGCACUGGAGGACAGAGAUUAUCAGAUAGAUCGGCUGGAGUUUGUCAAGAAUCAACUCAACCUGCUGAUUGAAGAAAUAAAAAAGAAGAUCAAAGCUAUCAGUGAUGAUGUGGAGUCCAAGGUGUCCAUCGCCAUGAGAGAGGAGAUCAACCGUCUUCAUGUGAUUGUUGAUGAGUUCCAUGCUGAUUUCCACCCUUCACCUCAAGUCCUCAAAAUCUACAAGGCUGAUCUGCUGGCACACGUGGAGAAGGGCAUGGGAAAGAACCUGGCUUUCCGCUGCUCCAAUGCUAUCAACGUCUCUGUCCAGUCUUCUCAGCAGUACAUGAUAGACAGCAUGGUGCCUUUGCUUCCAUCUGCGGCCCAAAGCCAAGUCCACAUGCUGGUGCCCAACAGGACAUUCGACCUGAGCUAUGACCUUAACUGUGCAGUCAUCUGCAGCAACUUCCAGGAAAACAUAGAGUUCCAGUUCUCGUUGGGCUUGAAAGCUUUAGUUCAUCGAUACCUAGGAUCUGUUAAUGCACAGAAAGCUCUGAAAUUGGUUGAUCCAGACUUCCAGAACUCUAGAAUGGUAGCAUCUGUGGCUCCUUCACCUUCAUCUGGACCCCCAUCCAUUGCUGCGCCGCCCAGCAACGAAACAGCCCUCAUGACCCAGGAAGAUCUGAUGAUCGCCAUGGCAACCAACUUGGCAUCCCUGACAUCCCGCACCUCAAUGGGCAUCAUCGUUGUAGGAGGGGUGGUGUGGAAAACAGUCGGCUGGAGGCUUAUUGCCUUGUCGGCUUCACUCUAUGGGCUGCUGUACUUGUAUGAGAGACUCACCUGGACCACAAAAGCCAAAGAGCGUGCCUUGAAGCGUCAGUUUGUGGAGUUUGCUACUGAGAAACUGCAGCUUAUUGUCAGCUUUACCAGUGCAAACUGCAGCCACCAGGUCCAACAGGAGAUGGCAACAACGUUCGCUCGGCUCUGUCAACAAGUGGAUCAGACACAGAAGGAGCUUGAGGAAAACAUCUGUCGGCUGACAGCUAACAUAGAUGAGCUGGAAAAGGUCCAGAGCCGCUCCAAGAUCCUGCGACAUAAAGCAACAGAACUAGAGAAACAACUGGAGGAAUUUACGAACCAGUACUUGCGGGCCCAGCAGUGAAUCACGCUCUGUAGCCUGGCUCUUGUGGAGUCGUCCUGCUGCAGUGCUGUCUGUAAAUGUCAGCGGGGAAAAGUUGAUCCUUUCAGUGAACAAAUGUACCUAAAAUGUGUCUUUAUUAUGAAGUUCGUUUUUUUUUUUGUUGGUUAGAAAGUGGUUCAAAAUUUUGUAGAUUUCACAUGGAAAAUUAUUUUCUCCUUUUUUGAAGCCAACCAGGAACAUCAGGUGCUCACAAGAAAAGCAGUUUAUUAAUAACGAAAAAGAUCAGCCUAAAUGGACUGUGGUUGUUAAAAACUACUCUCCACCUGGGGCCGACUCCUAUUGGUCAAAAUGCCAAAUGUUGGAUUCUGUAGUGUGACACUAACCUGCCUUGACUUUAAUGAUCAAAAUGCCUUUUUUAUGAUUCUCUCUAAGUCCUUUUUUUGUCUGUUUAAGAUAGGAUCAGUUGUAAAUGAAAAAAAAUAAUCCAUGUAAUGAAAGGAGGAAAGCAUGUACUGUAUUUUCUAACAACCCAAAUUGUACAGUAAAAGUACUUAAUCAUCUGAUAUUUUAUGAUAUUCUAUUUUAUUUAUACAUGAUAAAUUAGGCUGGCAGUUGCAGAUCACUGCAUUUUGUAAACAUUUCUUUCUCAAAUGCGUUGUUGAAAUACUUUGAGAUUUGCCAGAUUCCAUUAAACCUGAACUUAUCUAAAA